AUUCCGUAAAUCGAGAAGGGAUUUACUCCAAAGAGGCAGGACAGGACUGCAUCGAAGCGGCUGCGCGCUUGCAAUGAAACUGCGCUGUGAAGAUCUGCAGUGCUUUAGAGUUGCAUACGUCUCAAAUUUACGGUGCAGAGUCUGUAAUACAUAAGCUGGCAGGAUGGUGGCGCUGUCUCUGAAGAUCUGUGUGAGACAGUGUAAUGUAGUGAAGACGAUGCAGUUUGAGCCGUCAACGGCUGUGUAUGAUGCGUGCCGGGUCAUCAGAGAGAGGGUUCCAGAAGCCCAGACGGGUCAAGCUUCAGAAUAUGGGCUGUUUCUAUCAGACGAAGACCCCAGGAAAGGCAUCUGGCUGGAAGGAGGCCGGACACUGGACUAUUAUAUGCUGAGAAAUGGCGACAUACUGGAGUAUAAGAAAAAACAGAGACCUCAGAAGAUAAAAAUGCUGGAUGGAGCAGUGAAGACCAUCAUGGUGGAUGAUUCCAAAACUGUGGGAGAGCUGCUUGUCACCAUCUGCAGUAGAAUAGGAAUCUCAAACUAUGAAGAGUACUCUCUGAUUCAGGAGGUGGUGGAGGAGAAGAAAGAUGAAGGCACUGGCACACUGAAGAAAGACAGAACUCUACUGAGGGAGGAGAGGAAGAUGGAGAAGCUCAAAGCCAAACUGCACACAGAUGAUGACUUAAAUUGGCUGGAUCAUGGACGCACAUUCAGGGAACACGGAGUCGAGGAAAGCGAAACUCUGCUGUUGAGACGAAAGUUUUUCUACUCUGAUCAAAACGUGGACUCACGAGAUCCUGUGCAGCUCAAUCUGCUCUACGUACAGGCACGUGACGACAUUCUGAAUGGUUCUCAUCCCGUGUCGUUUGACAAGGCUUGUGAAUUUGGUGGAAUUCAAGCUCAGAUCCAGUUCGGGCCUCAUAUAGAACAUAAACACAAAUCUGGAUUUCUGGACUUGAAGGAAUUUCUACCUAAGGAAUACAUCAAACAGAGAGGUGCAGAGAAGAAGAUCUUUCAGGAACAUAAGGCUUGUGGGGAAAUGACAGAGAUUGAAGCCAAAGUGAAAUAUGUGAAGCUUGCGAGAUCCCUCAGAACAUAUGGAGUGUCUUUCUUCUUGGUGAAGGAAAAAAUGAAAAGUAAAAAUAAGCUGAUCCCAAGACUGCUGGGUAUUACCAAAGAAUCAGUGAUGAGAGUGGAUGAGAAAACCAAAGAUGUGGUUCAGGAAUGGCCACUUACUACAGUAAAAAGAUGGGCCGCCUCACCUAAGAGCUUUACACUGGAUUUCGGAGAGUAUCAGGAGAGCUACUACUCUGUUCAGACCACUGAGGGGGAGCAGAUAUCUCAGCUUAUAGCUGGUUACAUCGAUAUCAUUCUCAAGAAGAAACAAAGCAAGGACCACUUUGGUUUAGAGGGAGAUGAGGAGGCCACCAUGUUAGAGGAAUCAGUUUCUCCGAAAAAAUCUACUAUAUUACAGCAGCAGUUUAACCGUGUCGGGCAAGCAGAGCAGGGCUCUGUGGCAUUGCCUGGGAUCUUGAGGUCCGGUUCUGUUGGCACAGAAACUCUGAACAUGGGUACCAUGCCCUCUCCACAGCAACAUAUCACCACUGGACAGAUGCAUCUUGGACAUAUGCCACCACUGAGUGCAGCCCAGCAGGCUCUUGUGGGAACCAUUAACACCAGUAUGCAAGCGGUGCAGCAGACACAGACAGACCUAGAGGAGGUGGAAGAGCUGCCACCACUGGGAGAUGAUAUGGCUUCUAAAUUGUGGAUUCAGAACAAGAUGGAUGAGUCCAAGCAUGAUAUUCACUCUCAGGUGGAUGCCAUUACUGCUGGAACUGCCUCUGUGGUUAAUCUUACUGCUGGGGACCCGACAGACACCGAUUAUACAGCAGUAGGAUGUGCCAUAACCACCAUCUCAUCUAAUCUGACGGAGAUGUCAAAAGGUGUGAAGCUGCUGGCGGCUCUGAUGGAGGAUGAGGUUGGCAGUGGGCAGGACCUCAUGAGGGCCGCCAAGACCCUCACUGGAGCUGUAUCUGACCUGCUUAAAGCUGUGGAGCCUACAUCAGGAGAGCCACGACAGACGGUUCUGACUGCAGCCGGCAGCAUCGGUCAAGCCAGUGGAGAUUUGCUUAGACAGAUUGGAGAGAAUGAAACAGACGAGCGCUUCCAGGAUGUGCUAAUGAACCUAGCUAAAGCCGUGGCAAAUGCAGCAGCCAUGAUGGUUCUGAAGGCCAAGAAUGUGGCACAGGUUUCUGAAGACAGCGUCCUGCAGAACAGGGUUAUUGCAGCUGCGACCCAGUGCGCCCUCUCCACUUCCCAACUAGUGGCCUGUGCCAAGGUUGUGAGCCCUACUAUCAGCUCCCCUGUGUGUCAAGAGCAGCUGAUAGUAGCAGGGAAGCUGGUGGAUCGUUCAGUGGAAGGUUGUGUGAAGGCCUGUCUGUCAGCUACCAGUGAUGGAGAGCUUCUGAAGGCCGUCAGCGCAGCAGCUGGUAUCGUCUCACAGGCUCUCAGUGACCUACUUGCACAUGUGAGGAACUACGCCACACGCGGGGAACCCAUUGGACGAUACGACCAGGCCAUGGACACCAUCAUGACAGUUACAGAGAGUAUUUUCUGCAGCAUGGGUGACGCUGGUGAGAUGGUACGACAGGCACGGGUUCUUGCCCAGGCGACCUCUGACCUGGUGAAUGCCAUGAGAUCAGAUGCUGAGGUGGAAGUGGAUGUCAACAACUCCAGGAAGCUUCUCACGGCUGCCAAACUGCUCGCAGAUGCCACUGCUGGAAUGGUUGAGGCUGCAAAGGGGGCUGCUGCAUACCCUGAAAAUGAAGACCAGCAGCAGAAGCUCCGGGAGGCUGCGGAGGGCUUACGUGUGGCCACUAAUGCUGCUGCACAAAACGCCAUUAAGAAGAAACUUAUAACAAGACUGGAGAACGCUGCUAACCAAGCUGCUGCUGCUGCAACUCAAACCAUUGCAGCAUCCCAGAAUGCAGCAGCCUCUAACAAGAACACUGCUGCCCACCAACAACUUGUUCAAAGCUGCAGGGCUGUAGCUGACCAUAUUCCUCAGCUGGUACAGGGAGUGAGGGGCAGUCAGGGGCAGCCAGAGGAUGGUAGUGCCCAACUUGGCCUCAUCAUUGCCUGUCAGAACUUCCUUCAGCCUGGAAGUAAGAUGGUGUCUUCAGUAAAGUCGUCUGUGCCGACUGUGACGGAUCAGGCAGCAUCCAUGCAGCUUGGACAGUGUGGAAAGAAUCUGGCCACCUGCCUGGCUGAACUCCGCACUGCUGCACAGACGGCUUAUGAGGCGUGUGGCCCCAUGGAGAUCGACUCUGCCCUUAUAGCUGUGCAGACGCUGAAGAAUGAACUCCAGGACGCUAAAAUGGCAGCAUCCGAGAGGCUGCUGAAAGCUUUACCUGGAGAAUCGUUGGAAAAAUGUACUCAGGAUCUGGGCUGCACAUCUAAGGCUGUUGGUUCCUCAAUGGCCCAACUGCUUACCUGUGCAGCACAGGGAAAUGAGCAUUACACAGGUGUAGCUGCCAGCGAAACUGCCCAGGCUCUUAAGACAUUAGCACAGGCUGCGAGGGGUGUUGCUGCCACCACAUCAGACCCCGCUGGAGCCGCAGCCAUGUUUGAUUCAGCUUGCGAGGUUAUGGAAGGAUCAGCUAAAUUAAUUUCUGAAGCCAAGGAGGCGCUGGUUGCUCCUGGUGAUGCAGAGGUACAACAGAGGCUAGCGCAGGUAGCAAAGUCUGUGUCCCACUCACUGAAUGCAUGUGUGAACUGUCUGCCUGGACAAAAGGAUGUUGAUAUGGCUCUGAAAAGCAUCGGCGAAGCCAGCAAAAAACUACUUGUAGAGACGCUUCCUCCCUGCAGUAAGAGCUUCCAGGAGGCUCAGAGUGACCUGAACCAGACUGCAGCCGAUCUGAACCAGUCUGCAGGUGAUGUGGUCCAUGCCUCUAGAGGGACCACUUGCCGGCUUGCAGAUGCUUCUGGAAAGUUCAGUGAAGACUUUGAUGAGUUUCUGGAUGCUGGUAUUGAGAUGGCUGGCCACACCCAGAGUAAGGAUGAUCAAAUGCAGGUGAUUGGGAAUUUGAAGAACAUCUCAAUGGCCUCCAGUAAGCUUCUGUUGGCUACCAAGUCUUUAUCUGUGGACCCUGCAGCAGGCAAUGCAAAGAACCUGCUCGCUGCUGCUGCCAGAACAGUGACUGACAGCAUCAAUCAGCUGAUUACACUGUGUACCCAGAAUGCCUCAGGACAAAGGGAAUGUGACAAUGCUCUAAGAGAGCUUGAGGCUGUUAGGGGCCUGCUGGAUAACCCAAAUGAGCCAGUCAAUGAUCUCUCUUACUUUGACUGCAUUGAAAGCGUCAUGGAGAACUCUAAGGUACUUGGUGAGUCUAUGGCCGGGAUCUCUCAUAACUGCAAGACAGGAGAUGUUCCAGCGUUUGGAGACUGUGUGGGUGGAGCCUCUAAAGCUCUGUGUGGUCUGACCGAAGCAGCUGGACAGGCUUCUUACCUAGUGGGUGUUUCUGACCCCAACAGCCAGGCCGGACACCCUGGCUUAGUGGAUCCUAUCCAGUUUGCUCAUGCUAAUCAGGCAAUCCAGAUGGCUUGCCAAAAUCUUGUUGACCCAGAUAAUAGUCCUUCACAGGUGCUGUCAGCUGCCACCAUUGUUGCAAAGCACACCUCAGCGCUGUGUAAUGCUUGCCGACUGGCCUCUUCUAAGACUGCCAACCCUGUGGCUAAAAGACACUUCGUGCAGUCAGCCAAAGAAGUGGCCAACAGCACAGCCAGCCUGGUCAAAACAAUCAAGGCACUGGACGGAGAUUUCUCAGAGGAAAACCGCGAGAAAUGUCGAAUUGCUACAGCGCCACUCAUUGAAGCUGUUGAUAAUCUAACCACGUUUGCUUCCAAUCCGGAGUUUGCUAGUGUUCCUGCACAGAUAAGUAGAGAGGGCUCAGCUGCACAGGAGCCAAUCAUCCAGUCAGCACGCUCCAUGCUUGACAGUUCCAGCCAUCUUUUGAAGACUGCUAGGUCUUUGGUUAUGAACCCUAAAGAUCCACCAACCUGGUCAUUACUGGCAAGCCAUUCACGCAACGUGUCAGACUCCAUCAAGAGCCUCAUCAUGGCUAUCAGGAAUAAAGCCCCUGGCCAGAAGGAAUGUGACUCUGCCAUUGAAAAUAUUAAUAAAUGCAUUCAAGAUAUUGAGCAGGCCUCUCUUGCAGCUGUCAGCCAAAAUCUUUCUCGUAGAGACGAAGUUUCUUCUGAGGCUUUGCAGGAGCAGUUAACAUCAUCUGUUCAGGAGGUGGGUCACCUGAUUGAGCCGUUUUACACCGCAGCAAAAGGAGAAGCAUCCCAGCUGGGACAUAAGGUCUCUCAGUUGGUCAGUUACUUAAAUCCUCUGGUCUCAGCUUCUAUGGGCAUGGCAUCCAAAAUCUUGGAUCAUCAGCAGCAGAUGAACCUUCUGGAUCAGACCAAGACUCUCACUGAGUCUGCUCUGCAAAUGCUGUACGCUGCCAAAGAAGGUGGUGGAAACCCGAAGGCGGCUCAUACCCAUGAUGCCAUUGAAGAAGCUGCACAGUUAAUGAGGGAAGCUGUUGAUGAUCUCUUGCUGACCCUGAAUGAAGCUGCUUGUGAGGUUGGCUUGGUCAGCGGCAUGGUGGAUUCGAUUGCUGAAGCCAUGGGCAAGUUAGGUGAAGGUACCCCACCAGAACCAGACGGUUCAUUUGUGGAGUAUCAGACCUCCAUGGUGAGACACUCCAAAGCUAUUGCUGUCAGUGCACAGGAGAUGAUCACUAAAUCAGUGAGUGCUCCGGAGGAUCUAGGCAGUUUGGCAUCUCAUAUCACUGCAGACUACAGUCAGCUUGCCAUUCAGGGAUGCCUGGCUGCCUCUACUGCUGAACCAGAGGAGAUCGGCGUCCAGAUAAAGACACGAGUGCAGGAACUGGGGCAUGGCUGUAUUGUGCUCGUUCAGAAGGCUGGAGCGCUGCAGAUCAGUCCAUCUGACUCGUUCACCAAGAGAGAACUUAUUGAGUGCGCACGAACUGUCACUGAGAAGGUGUCCAUGGUGCUUUCAGCAUUGCAUGCUGGUAAUAAGGGCGCUCAAGCCUGUAUCACUGCAGGCAGUGCUGUAUCAGGCAUCAUCGCUGACCUGGACUCCACCAUUAUGUUUGCUUCUGCUGGCACACUCAAUGCUGAGAACGAUUCAGACUCCUUCGCUGAUCACAGAGAGAAUAUUCUGAAGGCAGCCAAAGUGCUGGUGGAGGACACCAAGAACCUUGUUUCAGGUGCAGCAUCAAGUCAAGAGAAGCUGGCCCAGGCAGCCCAGUCUUCUGCCAAGACCAUCACUCACCUUACAGAUGUGGUGAAAUUGGGAACGGCCAGCAUUGGCCCGGAUGACCCAGAAACACAGGUGGUGCUGAUCAACGCAGUGAAGGAUGUUGCCAAAGCUUUAGCUGAGCUCAUUCGUGCCACCAAGUGUGCAGCAGGAAAAGCAACAGAUGACCCCUCCAUGUUCCAACUUAAGAGUGCAGCCAAGUUGUCCUUCAGAAAUCUGGCUGCACGGAUGGAAAUGUCUCCUAACUCAGAUAUGAGUAAAAGUGUUCUGGUUAUGGUAACUAAUGUAACAUCCUUACUGAAAACGGUGAAGGCAGUGGAGGAUGAGGCUUCAAGAGGAACCAGAGCUCUGGAAGCCACUAUCGAGUGCAUCAAACAGGAACUCACAUUGUUUCAAUCUAAAGAAGCCCCUGAGAUAUCAACCUCUCCAGAGGAGUUCAUUCGCAUGACAAAGGGCAUCACUACAGCAACCGCCAAAGCAGUUGCAGCAGGAAAUUCUGCUAGACAGGAAGAUGUCAUCUCCACAGCGAACCUCAGCCGCAAGGUCAUAGCUGAUAUGCUGAUCACAUGCAAGCAAGCGGCAUAUCAUGAGGAAGUAAGUAAGGAGGUCAGAAACAGAGCUCUGUUAUACGGCACUGAAUGUACCAAUGGAUAUAUAGAGCUCUUAGAACAGGUCCUACAGGUCUUACAAAAGCCAACAGGAGAUCAGAAACCAAAAUUGGUGAUGUUCUCUAAAAAGGUUGCUGCAGCUGUCACUGAACUGAUUCAAGCAGCAGAGGCCAUGAAAGGCACUGAAUGGGUUGACCCUGAGGAUCCUACUGUGAUCGCUGAAACAGAGUUAUUGGGAGCUGCAGCCUCAAUUGAAGCAGCUGCCAAGAAACUAGAGCAGCUCAAACCAAGAGCCAAACCAAGGCAAGCUGAUGAGAGUUUAGACUUUGAAGAGCAGAUACUUGAGGCAGCCAAAUCUAUUGCUGCAGCAACCAGCGCUCUUGUAAAAUCAGCUUCAGCAGCUCAGAGAGAACUCGUAGCCCAGGGCAAGGUGGGAGCCAUACCUGCCAAUGCUGUGGAUGAUGGACAGUGGUCCCAAGGGCUUAUAUCUGCUGCUCGCAUGGUUGCUGCAGCCACCAGUAGCCUCUGUGAGGCAGCGAACGCGUCAGUCCAAGGUCAUGCCAGUGAAGAAAAGCUCAUCUCUUCUGCCAAACAAGUGGCUGCUUCCACUGCACAGCUGCUGGUGGCGUGCAAGGUUAAAGCUGAGCAGGAUUCAGAGGCUAUGAGGAGGCUACAGGCUGCAGGCAAUGCUGUGAAACGGGCCUCUGACAGUCUGGUUCGAGCGGCCCAGAAAGCUGCUUUCAACAAGGCGGAUGAUGAUAACGUGGUGGUCAAGACCAGGUUUGUUGGAGGAAUCGCUCAGAUUAUUGCUGCUCAGGAAGAGAUGUUGAGGAAAGAGAGGGAACUGGAAGAGGCCCGUAAGAAGCUGGCACAGAUCAGACAACAGCAGUACAAGUUCCUGCCAAGCGAACUCCGAGAGGAUGAGGACUAAACAGAAAUGCUGGCUUCCCUUUCAUCAAUUUCUCCACCAAUUGUUUUUGCCUUCAGGACACAGAUGAACCUCUCUAUCGUGCAGUCCAAGCGUCACCUACUGAAUUGAUAAAGGGUUAUUGAUUCAGAGAAUAUUUUAAUAUUUAAACUCUUGAAAAUUUGAAACCGUGACCGUCUUGUCUCUUGUACCAUGAAUGUGUUCAUGCCUCCUCUACACCAUCAUGAAGAAGCUUUGCAUUUCAGGCAUGAAUCUGAACUUGUGAAUGGGUGCAUGAAGACUUUGGAAGCACAUAACUGUCUGCUCAGAACAGCCAGAAUUACACGUUUGAGACUGCAUUGAGGAAGAAAUGCAUGAAAUCUGUUUGAUCUCAUUUAUUAAAACAGCAUUUUUAGGGUUUCAGACAAGGUGCAGACUUUAAUAUUUACGUCAUUUAACAUCAAGAUGAAAAGAAACCUAACUGUUAGAGACUCCAGUUGAAUGUUUAACAUUUGUACAUUUGUAAUGGUGGGAUACUUUUUUUCUAUGUUUUAUUUUCAUUGCUGCGAUGUUCGAAAAGUAUACAAAUAAACUAUAUUUAUAUAGACAAACAAAAGUGAGUAAAUAUGCAAUGUAAAACAAAUCCACUCCGAAUAGGAGUCUAAAAUGCAUUUUCUCCAAUGAAUUUUUCUUGCUGCCCAUGUGCAUUAUGAGAAUGUAAUGACAGGAUGUGAUUCAUGUAUUAAAUCUGGAGAAAGACCAUACUAACCUCAGAAGUACUGUGAAAGUUACACCUCUAACCCCCUAAAACCUUAAAAAAAUUACGUUAUACCACAACAAAAUAUUGAAUAAAAUCCAAUACUUUUUUAAAAUCCAUACUGAUUGUAUGCUCAGUUAUAAAAUAAUUGCUUCUGUUUGUUGUCUGUGGGCACAAAGACAGGGCUGAAUGAAUGUGUUGUACUUCUUCAUGCAGAGCCUGACCUACUGUAACUCAAACAUUUAUACAGGAGGCUUUUCUUCUCGUACUGAAAUUCUUGGCCACUUCAGUAUUUUACAGUGCUGUUUGUAGCUGCUUUGAGUAUUUUUCUUUUUUUACGCACAUCCUCUAAAUUUUCAAAGCCAUUUGAUGCUGAUACAACUUUCUAAUUUUUUAGCCUUAUGCUCUAGCAUGUCACUUUUAUGCUUGUAUUUUUGUCAUGCAACCCUGGAAAUCUAUUCUCAGUGCUUUAUUUCUGUACUACAGCAAGUCUUCUGUGUCUGGCUUUAUGAACAUUUAGUUUCAGUGCCUUAGUUUAUCAUUGUCAAAUUAACGUAUCAGUUCUCUGACUGUAGGAGACGAGGUCUGGUGUCUAUAUUCUGAUGUGCAUUCACCAUUUUGUGUGUGU
Messenger RNA from Carassius carassius (crucian carp), 9225 nucleotides. RefSeq names its product talin-2-like. The coding region runs from base 164 to 7864 and encodes 2566 amino acids. Gene Ontology annotation, biological process: cell-cell adhesion. Gene Ontology annotation, cellular component: focal adhesion; plasma membrane; cytoskeleton. NCBI's taxonomy places the organism in Eukaryota, Metazoa, Chordata, Actinopteri, Cypriniformes, Cyprinidae. Gene Ontology annotation, molecular function: integrin binding; actin filament binding; structural constituent of cytoskeleton. The transcript is spliced from 59 exons. The record is from RefSeq and is a predicted model, not a curated record.